CCGGCGCGGCCGCGGCGCCGGCCCCGGGAUGUCGCGCAAGAAGGCGGCUCGCAGCAAGGGCGGCGGUGCCGCGCCCUCCGCCGCGCUGCCCCCCGCCGCACAGGGCACCGGCCGCGCCGCCGCCGCCCCCCGGGGGAGCUCCGCCGCCGCCCCUGAGCUGCCCCGCAACGGCGGCGCCGCGGCCGGGCGGCCCUCGCUGAGUAGCAGCGGGGAGUUCUACGACCUCGCCUUCAAGGUGAUGCUGGUGGGCGACUCGGGGGUCGGCAAGACCUGCUUGCUGGUGCGCUUCAAGGACGGCGCCUUCCUCGCCGGCAGCUUCAUUUCCACGGUGGGAAUCGACUUCAGGAACAAGGUGCUGACGGUGGAUGGGGUGAAGGUGAAGCUGCAGAUCUGGGACACGGCCGGGCAGGAGCGCUUCCGCAGCGUCACCCACGCCUACUACCGGGAUGCCCACGCCCUGCUCCUGCUCUACGAUGUCACCAACAAAGCAUCCUUCGACAACAUCCAGGCUUGGCUGACAGAGAUCCAUGAAUACGCACAGCAGGAUGUGGUCCUCAUGUUACUGGGAAACAAGGUGGAUUCAGCGCAGGACAGAGUGGUGAAAAGGGAAGAUGGAGAGAAACUUGCCAAGGAGUACGGAGUGCCCUUCAUGGAGACCAGUGCCAAAAGCGGCCUCAAUGUGGAAUUAGCAUUCACAGCCAUUGCAAAGGAGCUGAAGCACAGGUCCAUGAAGCUGCCCAAUGAGCCCAAAUUCAAGCUCCACGACUAUGUGAAGAAGGAAGUGCGAGGCUCGGGCUGCUGCAGGUCCUAACAGGUGUUUGUACAGAGACUCAGGCCUGUGGGCAGUGUGUGCAUGUCUGUCUGUCGUGUCUGUGUCUGCCCCCAAGGCCAGCUGAGACCAGGGCAAAGGAGCAGCAGGAAAAGCUCUGGGAUUCUGCAGCCCUGUCGCAUCCAUCAGCUCCGGCUCCCCUCACCGGCAUUCCCACCUGGCUCACAGGUGGGAGGUGGGUGUUUGGGAAGGGGCUGGGGGCUCCUUCUGUGCCUGCUCUGUGAGGCUGCUGUAACCUUUGUGAGAGCCAGGGUGUGGCGCAGGGGAACCAACACCUUCUCCCCACUCAGGAGGAAAAGUCCUGAUUUUUUUCUGGAUAGGAAAAGUCCUGAAUUCCCUUUUCUUUCCCUGCAUACCUGGACUUCAGCUGAGAGCCCUGGCCUGAGGCAUGCAGGAAGGGUGUUUUAAGGCAGCCACUUUUGUAGCUGCUUUCUCCUGUCCAUCCCUGUGAGGUGGGACACACUUCCACCAUGAGGGAUUCUCCUGUUCCCUGCAAAGACAGAGCUUGGCUGUCUGUCCGAGUGAGCUCCUGCACACCUGGCUGUGUAGAGAUUUCUGGAUGUUCAUCCCUUCGGGAGAGGCUCUGGUUUUCCUCCUUCCGCCAUUUCUAGUACUUUGAGAAGAAACCUAAUGUAUUGCAGCUUAUUCUAAAUACCUUCCUGUAAGUGUGAUGGUGUUUUCAGACUGCAACAACGCUUUGAUAUCUUCAAAGUUUUCUUGGGCAGCUCUUUCUUUUCACCGCAGAGAGCUGGGGGGAAGCUGCAGGCAGUGAUUUUACAGGCUGCAGACUCCUGCCAGCUCUCUUCAAGGGCCUCCUCACCCCUUUGGUCUGUGUCAGGCUUUUGGCUGGUUUUUUGUCAAGCUGCACUUCUAAGUACAAAUUUAAAUCUGGAUGAAGUGUUUGGCCUUUGGCAAUUUUUCCCUUUGAAAACUCCACGCACACAUCAGCAGGUGCCCGCUGCACCGAGCCUUGGUGGCCUCUUCAAAUGGAAUAGAAUAACCCAUCCUUGGCCCUCCAGCCAGCACCCCCAGCUGCUGACUCAGAUGCCCCUGCCCCUCAUUUUGCCUGGGAUUUUGGCUCCAGCACUGCCUUCCUGACAGGCACAAGGAGCCUUCUGCAUCUCCCGUGUGCUCAGAGCUUCACUCCUCAGGGAGCUACAGCAACACAGCUUCACAGGGUGAAAAAGGCUCUUAAAAUGAACCUGUUUUUUCCCUAAAUAGUAUUUUAGGGAGAGGCGAGUCUUAAAAUUGUCUGAUCUAAAUUUUAAAUUCACUUGUGGAAAGCCCAUUCCUGCAGGAAUGUUUACAUUCAUGGCAAACCCGCAGGAGCAGCCAGGUGAGCUGUGAUGGGGGCCUGUCAAGGCCCCCUCAUCCCAGUAAUUUGAUUUUGUGUGGGGCAGGACCAGCUGGGCAGCUCCACGACACCCCUUCCUCAUCCUGGCCUUGGAGCAGCAGCAGCCCCAUCCCAAGAUGUCAAGAAAUCUCCCUAAAGGCAAAAUUUAGGAUUCCUACUGGGUUAGGAUUCCUGAUGUCAGGUUACUGCCUUCCCUCUCCCUCAGACUGGCAUUUUGCCUGUGUUACAAAGCUGACAACUGGUCACUUCUUGCUCAGUGUGGGUCCAAACCCAAUAAAAACUCCUCUAAAUGAGGAAGAUAGAAAUGUUUCCCUUUGGAGUACUUCCAACCUGUCUGUGGGGAACAGACUCUGCUACAGCAGACACCUCACAGCCAUGUUUGUGGUUUAGACCUGAACUUUGAGCAGGCUCAGCCCCUCUCUCCCAGUCAGCAGUUCCCAGUGUGGGACUGGUUUCCCAGUGCCUGCACACUGGCCCAGCCCCAAAGCUCCUCCUCACGGCCAUUUGGGAUUUUUCCAUGGGCCUUUGCUGCCACCAUGCGGAAUUGCUCAGUGCAGCGUUAAUUAUUCGAGUUAAUUGGUCAGUGCACCCAGCCAUGCGCGAGGACUCGGCCUCACCUGCAACAUCCCAUUUCUGCUGGCUCUUGUUUACAGCUUUUGGUUCAUUCCUGUUAAUAAAAUUUUUUAAUAAUC
Corvus hawaiiensis (hawaiian crow) is the source of this 2875-nucleotide messenger RNA. RefSeq names its product RAB26, member RAS oncogene family (gene RAB26). The coding region runs from base 29 to 811 and encodes 260 amino acids. The record is from RefSeq and is a predicted model, not a curated record. The transcript is spliced from 9 exons. Gene Ontology annotation, molecular function: GTPase activity; GTP binding. Lineage: Eukaryota; Metazoa; Chordata; Aves; Passeriformes; Corvidae. Gene Ontology annotation, cellular component: Golgi apparatus; endosome.